Messenger RNA from Kluyveromyces lactis, 2133 nucleotides. It is a transcript of the gene DPB2, whose product is annotated as DNA polymerase epsilon noncatalytic subunit. Gene Ontology annotation, biological process: DNA-templated DNA replication; error-prone translesion synthesis. Lineage: Eukaryota; Fungi; Ascomycota; Saccharomycetes; Saccharomycetales; Saccharomycetaceae. Gene Ontology annotation, molecular function: DNA binding. The coding region runs from base 1 to 2133 and encodes 710 amino acids. The record is from RefSeq and is a predicted model, not a curated record. Gene Ontology annotation, cellular component: epsilon DNA polymerase complex. The transcript has a single exon.
AUGGCAGGGGUUGUUCUACCAGCUUCAAUCCAGCCUCAACUACUCAGACCCUUGGCUUAUAGGAUACUAACCAAGAAAUUUGGAUUGAAUAUCAAAUCUGAUGGGUUGGUGGCUUUGGCAGCUUACAUUGGCACAGUUUUUGGCCUUUAUUGGAGACAAAAUAGUGAAACCACCAAGUUCUUGGAGCAAUUUGCAAUUAUAUGGAGAGAACAAGGUAGAGGCUUAUUUGUAGAUGAGCUUAACGUCUCACAAGUCAUCAAUGAGAUAAAGGAACGUGAAAAAAUAGAGCAAGACCAACAUGUGGAGAAACGGAACAACCUGCAUAAAGCAAAUAAUCUAGAUGCCUUUUUAAAGAGACCUAACAGCCCGACAGACACUGAAAUUACCACCCUAUCACAGGGGUCUGCUACCUCUGUUGUGAACCCAGAUUCUCAUUCACCAAUGAUGCUCGAAGAGGGGUCGCCUAUUAAUUCUGAUUCUGAGCCAAUAUCAGAGCAUGAACGAGCUAAUGGAAUUUCUAACGUGGAUCAACAGUUGGAUUGGUUAGAUUAUUUUAAAGUGAUAGACGCGUUUAAUCAACAAACUUUCACGUAUGACCAUACGAAAAGACAGUACAUAUACGUACCUCGACCUAAAGAGGUUGAAAAAAACAUGCUUUCGAUCGCAAAACUUAAACUUCCUAAUGUUGAGUCCAAAGUUUCCCUAUUUACGACACGAUAUCACAUUAUAAAAGACAAGGUACUUAGAAACGAAAAAUUUCAGAAUAAUGACAUAUUCAAUCCUUUAUCUUCUAUUAUAGAGAUGGGAAAGCAUAUGAAUGAAUCUGAUGUGUCUCCACUUAAUUCAGCAUCAUAUAUGAAGAUAACGCAAAUAAAAAACUUACUAGGGCAUGAUGGUAAGAACUUUCUAUUGCUUGGACUACUGGAUCAGAAUUCCAAGGGGAAUUGGAGUUUAGAAGACCCCAGCGGUAGCAUUGAAUUGCACCUUCAGCAAGCUAUACCAACGAAGGGAACUUAUUAUGUUCCUGGAUGUAUUGUAUUGGUGGAGGGUAUUUAUUACACUGCAAGCAAUACUUUCGUUGUAUCAUCAAUUACACAUCCUCCUGGUGAGAAGAGAGAAGAUACAAUAGAAGCUAUUGGUAACUUGGACCUAUUGGGUGCAUACAAUCCUUCCAAUGAAAACUACGUGGCAAGGUUAGAUAAAGAUUUAAAAAUACGAUUGCAUUACCUUGAACAAGAGCUCAGCGAUAACAAAUUUGUCAUUCUCGGAGGGGACAUAUAUUUGGAUGAAAUGACUACAAUGGAUGGACUAAAGAAAACAUUUGACAAGUUAACAACGGAUCCUCCAGUAGCGAUCGUGUUUAAUGGUUCUUUUGUAUCCGUCCCGGUUCAUCCAAGCUUGAACGCAAAGAAUGUGAGUGCAACCGUUUCGUAUAAAAACAACUUCGAUGCGUUGGCUACUCUCCUAAGCAAUUACGAAAAUUUGAUCAACGAUACACAUAUGAUUUUUAUUCCAGGUCCAAAUGAUCCGUGGACAUCAAUGGUUGGACUAGGUACUACUACUAUGUGGCCCCAAAAAAUAAUUCCAUCAUCAUUUACUCAAAAAAUGAGUAGAAUUUGUAGAAAAGUGCAUUGGGGCUCUAACCCAUUAAGAAUUGCAUAUCUAUCACAAGAGAUUGUUCUGACACGCGAUGAUUUAGCAAAUAGAUUUAAAAGAUACAAUAUUGUUUUCCCUACUGUGGAAGAGGAGAAAUAUCUGGAAAAUGCAGAACUUCAAGAGCAAUAUUCAAGAAACCCGGAUGUUUCAGUAGGCCAGUUAAUCGCAUUCAAGAAUAAUUUGCCUGUAAGUGUUUUAGAAUCGAGGAAAUUGGUGAAAACAUUGCUCGAUCAACAACAUCUAUCUCCGUUUUCAUCAAGAAUUCGACCAACUGUUUGGGAUCUUGAUUUCACAUUGCAGCUAUCACCGCUUCCAUCGAGUAUCAUGCUGUGUGACACUAGCGCACCAGCUUUCGAUGUAACGUACAACGGAUGCAAAACGAUCAACCCCGGUAGAUUUAUUCACAAAAGAGCUGCCAAAUAUAUAGAAUUCUUCCCUGCUUCUAAGGUUCUAGUAGAGGAAGAGCUACCAUUUUAA